Messenger RNA from Oikopleura dioica, 486 nucleotides. The record is from the annotation of a GenBank genome assembly. NCBI's taxonomy places the organism in Eukaryota, Metazoa, Chordata, Appendicularia, Copelata, Oikopleuridae.
AUGUGUUCGAAAUUAGAAAACAAAAUUGACUCGUUGAAUAACGAUGCCGAGUGGCUUCCAAAAGCAUUCCAGCAAGCUCAAGUUCACAUGAAGCUUCUUCUCUCGCUCGGCCCGUGCAAGAUCAAAUUCAGCCCUCUUGAUGAGAAGAUAUACGAGUCGUUUCGAAAGGCAUUUCCUGAUUUCGAUAUAAGUAACGUUGACGAAGAUCUUCAAGAUGAAUUGAUAAGUGGAGACAACAAGCUUCAGUGGAUAAACUGGAUGGACGAGUUAAAAGCUGAUCUAAAGGAUUUUGACAGAAAAAGUUUGCUUCGAAAGAGACCAGACGGAGAUUACACAUCCAUGAAUACGACAUUCUGUCAUCGAGCUCAGUUCUUGGCCAUAGAAAUCGCUCGGAAUAAAGAAGGUCUCAAUCAGAAAAUCGCCGAUGCUUACAAGCAAGCAACUUCUGGUGUACGGGCAUCUGGUGGUUGCUGCAGCCGAUGCUAA